UUUUCUCCUUUUAUGGCUUAUGUUUUUUUGAGGCCAGGGAUGAAGAGGAACUUGUACAAAAGCUCCACUGAUGGCACUGUUGGGUUGUUCUUGGUCAAGGAGGUUGCAUUGUGUUUUCCAACUCUAGCUCAGUGGUCAACGAACUACAAAUUAGACCAAAUGUCUCAUAGUAGGAUAUGUACAGUGGUGGCUGUCUAACUCUUUCUUGUACUCUAUAUGUCUGGAUGUGGGCAUAUAUCAAUGGGCUUACAAAUCAUCUUCCUUGGCAUGGUUUCUUUGAGAUUUUUCCAAGACCUAUUGUAAAUUUUUGUUAACUUUGGACUUUGGAGUAAAGUUUUACCACGUAGAAAUGGAGGUGAAGAAGUCUCAUAGAAUAAUUGUUGACUUGAAGAGAAAGCGUGCAUCCCAAUGUGCAGCAUAUUUCACUGCAGCUGCUCGUACGGCAGUGCUACGGAGACCCACAUUUGAUUCCCUAUCUAACAAGCUUUGCAAGCGGGUUGGGUCAAAUGCAUGCAAGAACAAAUCAGGCCCUCACUCUAAGAAAUAUAUAAUAAAGAAUUAUUCAAAUUUUAUGAAGAGUGGGUUGCUUCAACGUCUGAUGUUUUACCACAAUGAUGAAUGGAUGGAUUUUCCGAAGGAUUUUCUUGAGCUGGUGAAGAAAGAUUUUCAGGAAAAGAAGGCAGUCAUUGAAGUUGAAUUCAAGGGUUGUCGUUCAUUGCUGAAUUUUAUAGACAUGAUUCAGGUUGAUCUGAAAACGGGUUUACAAAAGCAAAUUGCUUGGAUUGAUGAAGCAGGUGGCUGUUUCUUUCCAGUAUCAUACUCUGAUGACCAGGAACUUUGUAGCUGUUUUCAGCCUGAGCUGGAGGAAGAUUGUUCACAUGUAUAUUCAGAAAUUGAUGGGACCCGUGAAAUCAAGUUGCAACUUGAGAUUGAAAUAACUGGGGCUGGUAAUGCAAAGUCGGAAGAUUGUUGUGAGGAAUCAUAUACUCGUGUUAAGCGCCUUAAAAUCAAAGAAAAAUCUCCCAGUGACCAUUACAGACAAGAAGAAAAUGAUAGUACCAACGCCAAAUCAGAUGCAAAGAUUGUAGAAGCUAUUGGGGAGAAUAGACAUUUCGGUGGCAACUCUCUUUUUCAGACGACUGGACUUGAUGAAUUGACCUCUGAUGCUGUGCAAGACAUGUUCCUUUUGGGUAUGGGCCUAAACUUGGGUGCACAGGACAUAGUUCAGGUAUACCGUGGCUCAAGUAAUUUAUUGCAAGCUCGUUUGGAGCUUUUUCAAAAGCAGUUUGAAAUUACAAGAAAGUAUCGGGGUAAUCCAAAUAUAAGAUAUGCAUGGCUUGCCUCUUCCAAAGAAGCAGUAUCCCAAGUAAUGGAGCAUGGGCUUGGUUUAAAUGAACUCCCUAAAACUAAGCCGAUGUAUGGUGUUGGUGUUCAUCUCGCACCAGCGAACUGCACCUAUAUCAGUGCGAGUCAUUGUGAUGUUGACGAAAAUGGAGUACAGCAUUUGGUGUUGUGCCGUGUAAUUAUGGGAAACAUGGAACUUGUUCAUUCUGUAUCUGAACAGUUUCAUCCAAGUAACAAACACUUUGAUAGUGGUGUAGAUGAUCUUCAAAAUCCAAAGCACUAUAUAGUAUGGAACAUGAAUAUGAAUACUCACAUCUUUCCGGAAUAUGUCGUCAGUUUUAGGAUGCCACCCAACGCUGAAGGUUAUUUAGUUGGGAAAGAAAGCAAAGUCAAUGUUUGUGGAGUCACAAAUUCUACUUGCUGUCAAGGUCUACUUCAACCAGAUUCUUGUCUAGUUGAUUCGGUGGGAGAUCGUCGUACAUUUCCAGGCUUGGCAAAGAGAUCUCAAACUGAAAACCUCCCUGUUGGGUCAAAUGUUCCAAAGGCUCCCAAAUCUCCUUGGAUGCCUUUCCCCAUGUUGUUUGCGGCCAUCUCAAACAAGGUGGCUCCUAAAGAUAUGAAGUUAGUGAAUAUACACUAUGACCAAUUUAGGAGCAAAGUUAUUAAUCGGGACGAUUUUGUUAAAAAGUUGAGAUAUAUAGUCGGGGACAAACUGCUGAGAUCCACGAUAACAAGUUUGCAAUGCAAGUUGGCUUCAAAGCAGGAGGAUUCAGAAGCACAAAACCAAGUUGAAGAAGCUUAAGUGUGUCCUAAAUUUGCUGCUGCAGCAACAUUUGAAAUGUGUCGACAUGAUGUGAAUGACAAACUAGCAUGCGAUUGGUGCGGGAAUCUGGAUUAUAGAUCAAUGGAAUUUGUUUCUAGUUUGUUA
Messenger RNA from Telopea speciosissima, 2272 nucleotides. Its product is annotated as inactive poly [ADP-ribose] polymerase RCD1-like. Gene Ontology annotation, molecular function: NAD+ poly-ADP-ribosyltransferase activity. The coding region runs from base 350 to 2146 and encodes 598 amino acids. The record is from RefSeq and is a predicted model, not a curated record. The transcript has 8 exons. Lineage: Eukaryota; Viridiplantae; Streptophyta; Magnoliopsida; Proteales; Proteaceae.